AUGACAUACAAUGUGUGUGCCCAUAGAGAUAUACCCAUGGAGAUAAAUGUGCAUGUGAGAAGCUUCCAGGUAGAACAUUGUCAGGCUAACACACCUAUUUCGAAUGGCAGAGAAGGCAACGAUGAACUUGCUGGUAGCCAGUCUUUAUGCCUUAUUGAAUGGAGCAUUCCUGGACAAAGAGGAAGUAUAAAGAUGAAACAUUAUCAACAUAUCCUUGCCAUGAUUUUUGCAAUUGAUGAAAUCAAUAAGAACUCAGAACUCUUGCCCAAUACCACUCUGGGUGUUCAUAUUUAUGACAACUUCUUUGACUCAAAGACAACUUAUGAGACCAUUUUGGACCUAUUGUUCCCAAAGAAAAAUAAUUCACCCAAUUACAAAUGUGACAGGAAACAUCUAUUAUCUGUUAUUGGGGGCUUCACUAUUGAAAAAAUAAUCCAGAUGACCACCAUAUUAAGUAUCUACAAGAUUCCACAGCUUACUUAUGGUGAAUAUCAGCCUGAAUCAAGCAGUAAAACAGAUUUCACAUCUUUAUACUGGAUGGUACCUAGAGAAUCUAUUUUGUUUAGAGGGAUAAUCCAGUUACUUCUACAUUUCCAAUGGAAAUGGAUUGGACUUAUUGUUUCUGAUGAUGAUGAGGAUGGACAAAACUUUGUGCAAAAACUGACACCCAUGCUGGCUUUUAAUAAUAUAUGCCUUGCCUUCCUGAAAAGAGUUAGAGCAAAAAAGGAUCUUCAUGAUUUUGACAUAAUUGAAAAUAGUUUAGAAUUAAUGAUAAUUUACUCAACAGAUGCCAAAGUAAUUAUUCUCAGCAUGGGCACAGAUUUAAUAAAUAUCUUAACAGACCACUUAGAAGAAAUUGAAUUAACAUUGAAAAUACUUUUAGGAAGAAUUUGGAUCAUGCCAAUCCAUUGGUAUUUCACUAUCACAUUUAAAAAUGAAUUGCACGGCAGAAAUAUUUUCCAUGGUUCCUUCUCUUUCUCACUUCAAACAAACACAGUGCCUGGAUUUAAGGACUUCCUUGAGAAUGUGAAUAUAGAUGAGACACUACAUCCCUUCUUCUGUAUCUUCCGGAAAUAUGUUUUUGACACAUGUGAAAAGAGUGCAGAAAAAGAGAUAUUGGAACAGCUCCUUGCAUAUGUAUUUGACAGAGAUAUGCUUAGUGAAAGCUACACUAUCUAUAACACUGUUUAUAGUAUUGCACAUGCUUUACAUGCCAUAUAUCUUUCCAGACAAAGAACCUUCUAUGGUAAAUUUCAACACAAGCAUUUGAAUGUUCGGCCAUGGCAGCUCCAAAGUUUACUGAGAAAUAUCAAAUUCAACAAUAGCGCUGGUCAUGAAAUCUCAUUUGCCCAUGGAGAAUUCUUUGCUAACUUGGAUCUCAUCAACUGGGUCACUUUCCCUAAUCAAACAUACUCUAAAGUCAGAGUGGGAAAGCUUUCACCAACACAAGAAUUCACUUUCUCUGAAAAUACUAUUCAAUGGAAUACCAGAUUAAAGCAGGUAUCUCCCCAUUCACUCUGUGUUGAAAGUUGCCAUGUUGGACAAAGCAAGAUAAUUCAGGAAGGAAAACCAAUAUGUUGCUAUGACUGUGUUUCAUGUUCAAAAGAUAUGAUUUCCAGCCAGAUGGAUGCUGCUCAUUGUAUUCUGUGUCCCCAGGAUCAAUAUCCAAACAGCAAUCAAGAUCAGUGUAUCCCAAAGAUUUUAACUUUCCUUUCUUAUCAUGAACCAAUUGGAGUUGCUUUGGCUUCUUUUGCUAUAUCCUUUGCCUUUAUCACAUGCUUUGUGAUAUUAGUUUUUAUAAAAAACUGGAACACACCCAUUGUUCGAGCUAACAAUCGGAAUCUCAGUUGGGUUCUUCUUGUCUCCUUACUUCUAUCUUACCUUUGUUCCUUGCUUUUUAUUGGCAAACCUACUAAAGUGUCCUGCCUCCUUCAGAUAACAGCUUUUGGCAUAAUUUUUUCCAUUGCGGUUUCUUGUGUGUUGGCAAAAACAAUCAUUGUUGUUCUGGCUUUCAUGGCUACAGAACCAGGAAACAGGAUAGCAAAAUGGCUAGGACAAAAAGUGGCAAAUUCCAUUGUCAUUUCUUGCUCCCUCGUUGAAGGAGCAAUUUGUGCUGCUAGGUGGCUGAUCUCCCCUCCAUUUCCAGAUGUUAACCUGGAUUCACCAACUGGGCAAAUGGAAACAGAAUGCAGUGAAGGCUCCAUCAACAUGUUCUAUUAUGUUCUGGGCUAUUUAGCCUUUUUGGCCAUCAUCAGCUUUAUUGUAGCUUUCCUAGCCCGCAAUUUACCAGACACUUUCAAUGAAGCCAAGUUUAUCACCUUUAGCAUGCUGGUCUUUUGCAGUGUUUGGAUCUCCUUUAUUCCAGUUUAUCUGAGCAUCAAGGGGAAGAAGAUUGUGAUUGUGGAGAUAUUUGCUAUCUUGGCUUCCAAUACUGGUCUUUUGACAUGCAUCUUCUUCCCCAAAUGUUAUAUCAUUAUUUUCAGGCCUGAUCUCAAUACCAAAAAAGUUCAUUGA
Molecule: messenger RNA, 2514 nt
Organism: Protobothrops mucrosquamatus (brown spotted pit viper)
Lineage: Eukaryota; Metazoa; Chordata; Lepidosauria; Squamata; Viperidae
Product: vomeronasal type-2 receptor 26-like
Exons: 6
Coding region: 1-2514 (837 amino acids)
Biological process (GO): G protein-coupled receptor signaling pathway
Cellular component (GO): membrane
Molecular function (GO): G protein-coupled receptor activity
Source: RefSeq, a predicted model, not a curated record